CUUUUACUCCCAACACAAGUACUCUUUUCCUUGUCUCUCUUUCUAUCUUCUCUCUGAUCGGCUUACUUGGAGGUAGCGGCACGGCGGCCAAGGUUGAAAUGGCGAGGAAGGAAGCUGAGCUGGAAUUGGGUUUGGGGUUGAGUCUCGGCGGCGGCUCGGCAAAGGACUACAGCCGGAUAUUGACUGCAGAGGAUUUUCCCAAUGGGUUUACAUCUGGUGCAGUUGGUGCAGGGACUAAACGGGAAAGAUCAGAUGGCGUUGACGACGGGUCUACUGCUGCUGCUGUCAGUCAUGUUGUGGGAUGGCCACCCAUAAGGUCAUACAGGAUGAGUACAUUGUGCAACCAAUCAAAAGACAAAGGAGGAGUUGGCGGGAACGAAAACAAUAAAGUGAAUAAGCAGGGUGCAAAUGUUAAUAAGGAAAUUUGUAGGUUUGUGAAGGUUAAUAUGGAUGGCUUGCCUAUUGGAAGAAAACUCGAUUUGAAUGCCCACAGCACCUAUCAAUCUCUAGCUAAGAUGUUGCUCCACAUGUUCUUCGAGACCCCCCUUAUGAACCAAGAAGCAAUAUUGCAACCCCCGAAGCUUUUGGAUGGAUCGUCUGAGUUUGUUCUCACAUAUGAAGAUAAAGAAGGAGAUUGGAUGCUGGUAGGUGAUGUUCCUUGGAGGAUGUUCCUCUGCACAGUUAAACGGCUCAGAAUCAUGCGAACUUCUGAAGCUAAUGGACUUGCUCCCAAGUUCCAAGAAAGGGAUGAGACAAGCACAAGAGGAAACUGAUAUAGAAAACUAAGAGGAACUUCAACUGCUAUUAUGAAAACGAAAACAAGAAUGAUACAGAUGUUCAAUUAUUUUGUUUUCUCGCCCGUGUAUCUUUUACUCUCUC
Molecule: messenger RNA, 879 nt
Organism: Striga asiatica
Lineage: Eukaryota; Viridiplantae; Streptophyta; Magnoliopsida; Lamiales; Orobanchaceae
Source: the annotation of a GenBank genome assembly